Molecule: messenger RNA, 1135 nt
Organism: Cucurbita pepo subsp. pepo (vegetable marrow)
Lineage: Eukaryota; Viridiplantae; Streptophyta; Magnoliopsida; Cucurbitales; Cucurbitaceae
Product: NEDD8-conjugating enzyme Ubc12
Source: RefSeq, a predicted model, not a curated record
UUUGGCCCUGGAAAGCGUACGACGAUAAUUUCACAGAGAGAGAGAGAGAGAGAGAGAGAGAGAGAGCUCUGAAUCAAACCCAUCUUCCUCCGUUCUCUCCCACUUUCUACACGCUUUCUUUCUUCCCAACCUCUGCUUCAGCUUUAUCCUUUCGAGAAUUGGUUUCUACUCGUUCGAAUCCAGUACCCUGCAGGAACGAUGAUUAAGCUUUUUAAAGUGAAGGAAAAGCAGAGAGAGAUCGCAAAAAACGCCGAUGGAAAACCUCCUGUCAAGAAGCAAUCUGCAGGAGAAUUGCGUCUUCAAAAAGAUAUCAGUGAACUGAACCUGCCAAAAACAUGUAGUAUAUCCUUUCCUAAUGGCAAGGAUGAGUUGAUGAACUUUGAGGUCACUAUUCAUCCUGAUGAAGGAUAUUAUCUAGGUGGUACAUUUCUCUUCUCUUUCCAAGUUUCCCCUGUCUACCCUCACGAGCCACCAAAAGUGAAGUGCAAGACAAAGGUGUAUCAUCCUAAUAUCGACUUGGAAGGAAACGUUUGUCUCAAUAUUUUAAGAGAGGACUGGAAGCCCGUUCUGAAUAUCAACACUAUAAUAUACGGAUUAUUUCAUCUUUUCACGCAACCAAAUCAUGAAGACCCCCUCAACCACGAUGCCGCUGCUGUUUUGAGGGAUAACCCAAAGAUGUUCGAAUCCAAUGUGCGAAGAGCCAUGGCUGGGGGUUACGUGGGGCACACUUUCUUCACACGUUGCAUGUAGAUUCUACAUGAAUUGUAAAGCACCAGAUACAUUAUUCGAAAGCACGGACUCGGCAAGGUUGUCGAACUUCUGUGGUAAGACGACGUGUUUAGAGGACUUUCUGAUCAUCAUCGACGCAGCAUGAAGUCGUUAGUGAUGCAGGUGGAACUUUGUUGUGUGUUUGCAGUAUUGGUUUCAAAUGGAAGUUGGACUGGGAACUGAAACUCUUAUCUGUGUAUGUAUUUCCUCUAAUUUAUGUUUAAAGACAGAUUGCUCGAAGUAUAAGGUAUGUUUUUGGAGCCUCCCUUCUUUUUCUUUAUCAGAGUCUCUACAACUGUGGAUGUAAAUUUACUGAACGGAAUCACUAUGAUUUAUUUCCUUAUAUAUUUCAAGUUUGUAAAACAAA